Ceraceosorus bombacis is the source of this 758-nucleotide messenger RNA. NCBI's taxonomy places the organism in Eukaryota, Fungi, Basidiomycota, Exobasidiomycetes, Ceraceosorales, Ceraceosoraceae. The record is from the annotation of a GenBank genome assembly.
AUGACAUCCCCCAAGGUGGCCCUUUCGCCCGAUGCGGUGGCUCUCAAGCCUCAUGAUCUCUCGACUUCCCCUCCUCCGCCUGGCUCCCCAAUGCCACCCAUGGCGUCGCUCUCCUCCUCCCAGCCCUCACCACCGGCGGAAGUGGAGGCCACCUUGAGCAAAUUAACAUCUCACAGAAACGUGACUGGCUGCUUGGUCCUUUCCAGACCCGACGCUUUGGUCAUCAGAGCCGGUGGAAAAGACUUUGACCCCAGUGGACCAGGAGCUGUAGAGAGGGCAGACAGACUGAGAAAGGUUACGAGGAUGGUCAGGAAUGUGACGGCAUGUUUGGACAAGGAGAUUGCAGAGAUCGAGGAAGGUGUGAGUGCAGCAGUGGCUACCUCUGGUCCUGGUCGCAGCGUCAGCGGAGGCGCUUGCCCAUCUUCGCUCGAACGCAGCUCACACACGCCCACUUGCGCUGUAUAGGACGAGUUGGGAUUCUUACGCAUCAGGACGGGCCGCUACGAGAUGAUGAUCUCACCCAGUGAGUCUGGCAGAGGAAAAAGGCACGCGGCAAAGCUUCCCUGAUCUCCAUUUUGAUAGCUGACCCUCCUCACGCGUGCGCAUUACAGGCGAAAAGUACUUGCUGGUGGUGUUGCAGGUAAGUCUGCAGAAGCCCAGGUGACCAAAACCUCAAUCUCAUUCUACCUCGACCUACCUCGACGCCCCGCCCUGACUUCCAUCUCUCUGCCCCACAGGACCCGACUCUGGCUCCUUGA